GAUUUCUUAUUAUCAGUAUUUGCUAUAGACUGGACGCAGUAAUAAUUUGUUAAAAUGAAAGAAUUAGUACCAGUAAUAAUAUUGUUAUCAACAGUACUUGUAUACAGUGCUAAUAUUGGAGUUCGUGAUUAUCACAGAGAAAUUGGAAUACCUCUAGCAACAAAAUUAAAGCAGUUAGAAGAGGCUGCUAUAGCUAAAGAAGAAAGAAUUGCAGGAGGGUCAAUAACUGACAUAUCGGAAAUUCCUUAUCAGGCAGGUAUAGUGAUAGAUGUACCUUCAGUCUUUCUCUCGUGCUGCGGGGGUGCUCUCAUCUCAUCAACAAGAGUGCUUACUGCAGCCAGCUGUCAGUUCGAUGAUGCGAUUUACACCGUGGCUUUGGGGUCAAACUACGUAUUUUUCGGAGGUCUCAGAGUAAACGCCACAAACUUCAUUCCUCAUCAUGGAUACACGGCUGGGGACCCUAGCUAUAUCAAUGAUAUCGCUAUGCUUCAUAUACCGACUGUUUCAUUCACAAAUGUAAUACAACCCAUUGCUCUACCAAGCAAUGACGAAGUUUCUAAUAACUUUGCUGGACAGAUGGCAUUAACUUCAGGCUAUGGCAUCACACCAGAAUCUCCAGCUUUAGAUUGGAAUCAAAUCCUGAGAGCAGUUGACGUCCAAGUAAUAACGCCUGCUGAAUGCGGAAUCUUAUUUGGAACCACUGGUUCACGAGAUGAGAGUAUUUGCACAAGUGGAUCAGGAGGGGUCGGGAUAUGCGCCAGUGACUCUGGUGGACCUCUGACGACCAUCAGUAAUGAUAGGAGAAUACUGAUCGGAUUGACAUCAUUCGGCGCAGGUUGCGGGUUAAGUUUCCCUAGUGGUUAUGUGAGGAUAACACAAUAUCUCUCUUGGAUAUCGAGUACUUGAAAUGUAAUUUGUGCUAUAUAAUGAAUUCCAGCUUUAUGAUUCGGUAUAUCUGUGAGGCGAUACUCGUAUUAAGUUAAGUAGGCAAAAUUUAAAUAAAAUAUAUUUUGAGAAGAGAAACCAGUCACUAGACUUAUAUGAUCGAAAUAGGAAAUACUAAUAAAUAUUAAUGUGUCACAUUUAGCUUUAUUACUUUAAAUUAAUCUAAUUUGUUGUAUGUUUUUUUUCUACAUUUAUGCGUACUUUUCUAAAAUUCUUAUAUUUCUUCUUUUGAUAACGAUGACACAACUGCAAUCAAAAAAAUUAUGUUACAACAUGUUAUGUACCCAUAUACACAUUAUGAG
Molecule: messenger RNA, 1247 nt
Organism: Amyelois transitella
Lineage: Eukaryota; Metazoa; Arthropoda; Insecta; Lepidoptera; Pyralidae
Product: brachyurin
Exons: 5
Coding region: 55-906 (283 amino acids)
Biological process (GO): proteolysis
Molecular function (GO): serine-type endopeptidase activity
Source: RefSeq, a predicted model, not a curated record